AUGAGUGACGAACACAACAAAAAUUACCGGCCCAAGUCUCCCGAUCUGUCAGGCAUCAACCCACCGCCCAGACUCGCUCGAAUUCCAUCAUACCAUCCAGACCCAGCCCUUCCUCCAGGCUAUCCCGUCUCUGCACGAGGCUCCUACGACGCUUCACCUUUCUUCUCCCCACAAACUACCACACCAUCGACCUCCUAUUUUGGCGCUCGACCUCAGUCAUCUUUCUCGGGCUCUUAUUCACCCCAAACUUUUCGGACUCCGAGCACAGCAAAUCAGCCUUCUCCAGUAAUUCAUUCUCAAACCCUGCCACAACCGUACGAUAAUUCUCAACCCUUGUACUACGAUCAGUCGCAAAAUCAACCAUCAGCCGACCCAUCAUUCUUUGGCCAGCAGCCUUAUCAGCAACACUAUCAAGAGCCUUCUUACUAUCCUCAAGGCCCCACUCCACAGUACGUCGACAUGCCUCGAACUCGUCAAAGAAAGGCCGAGGACUUUGACCAGGACUACAAUCCAAAUGGUCUGGCAGCCGGCAUGCAACUCAAGACCGAGCCCGUCAACACCACUCAACCCGUUAUGCCUAUAGCCACGGCGGACCCUUCGCAUGGUAUCGAUGUAAGGACCAAAUUUCCUGUUGCACGCAUAAAACGCAUCAUGCAAGCGGAUGAAGAUGUCGGCAAAGUCGCCCAAGCAACACCUACAGCUGUUUCUAAAGCGCUCGAGCUGUUUAUGAUUACGCUUGUGAUGAAAGGGGCCUCAGAGGCAAGAGCCAACAGUUCUAAGCGGGUCACAGCCCAACACCUCAAAGCCGCCUUAAUGAAGGAUGGUCAAUUUGAUUUCUUGACCGAGAUCUGUGAAAGUGUUCCUGAUGAAGGGUCCAAGAAAGGUAGGGCCAAGUCUGAGGCCAAGAGUGAAGAGAGUGAUGAGGAUAUUGCACCUAAGAAAAAGGGCAAAGGUGGCAGGAAGAGGAAAGCCGAAAGUGACGACGAUACUGAAUGA
This is a messenger RNA of Exophiala viscosa, 996 nucleotides long. RefSeq lists its product as uncharacterized. Gene Ontology annotation, cellular component: negative cofactor 2 complex; nucleus. Gene Ontology annotation, molecular function: core promoter sequence-specific DNA binding; RNA polymerase II general transcription initiation factor activity; protein heterodimerization activity. Gene Ontology annotation, biological process: transcription by RNA polymerase II. The record is from RefSeq and is a predicted model, not a curated record. The transcript is spliced from 2 exons. Bases 1 to 996 code for a protein of 331 amino acids. NCBI's taxonomy places the organism in Eukaryota, Fungi, Ascomycota, Eurotiomycetes, Chaetothyriales, Herpotrichiellaceae.